Arabidopsis thaliana (thale cress) is the source of this 454-nucleotide messenger RNA. RefSeq names its product EF hand calcium-binding protein family. Gene Ontology annotation, molecular function: calcium ion binding. NCBI's taxonomy places the organism in Eukaryota, Viridiplantae, Streptophyta, Magnoliopsida, Brassicales, Brassicaceae. Bases 1 to 441 code for a protein of 146 amino acids. The transcript has a single exon. The record is from RefSeq and is marked reviewed.
AUGUCUGUUGCAGAGAUCUUCGAGAGAGUCGACAAAAACAAAGAUGGGAAAAUCUCAUGGGACGAAUUUGCUGAAGCGAUUCGCGCCUUUUCUCCUUCAAUAACAUCUGAAGAAAUCGAUAACAUGUUCAGAGAGAUUGAUGUCGACGGUGAUAACCAAAUCGACGUUGCGGAAUAUGCUUCUUGCUUGAUGCUUGGUGGUGAAGGAAAUAAAGAGGACGAAGACAUUGUUAUGAAAGAAGCUUUUGAUUUGUAUGACAUUGAUGGUGAUGGAAAAAUAUCGGCGAGUGAGAUUCAUGUGGUAUUGAAACGUCUUGGAGAAAAACAAACAAUAGCAGAAUGCAUUGCGAUGGUUCGAGCCGUUGAUGCAGAUGGUGAUGGCUUUGUGAGUUUUGAAGAGUUUAAGACUAUGAUGAGUUGUAACAACAAAAAAUUACAAUGAUUCUUCUCAGAUU